Messenger RNA from Cydia splendana, 2334 nucleotides. RefSeq names its product putative lipid scramblase CLPTM1. Gene Ontology annotation, cellular component: membrane; endomembrane system. NCBI's taxonomy places the organism in Eukaryota, Metazoa, Arthropoda, Insecta, Lepidoptera, Tortricidae. The coding region runs from base 120 to 2006 and encodes 628 amino acids. The record is from RefSeq and is a predicted model, not a curated record. The transcript has 3 exons.
UGGCAAUGGCGUAAAAUCAAGUCCUUUCAAUCAUUGAUCUCAGUGUUGAAUUCUGAAAUAACCUAAUUUAUUGAUGGUUUAACAUUUACCAAAACAAACGGCAUUUUAAAGAGGAAGAGAUGGCUAACACAGAAGAAACGACGAGCAACGAUUCCGCAGAAGAUAGAUUGGUGCCUAGUGAGAGCAAUGAUGCUGGGUUAUCACCUGAUAACGUCGAUAUUAAUGCUCAAAUUGAUGAACAACGUGAAAGAAUGCAGCCAACCAAAAUGGAAUCGUUUUUUGCUAUAACCAAAUCCUUGAUACUAAGGGCUUUGGUUGUGUAUUUCAUCACCUCAAUGUUCCGUCAGCCGGCUGCUCCUAAACCAGAAGUGAAUUCUCCAACAGGGGCCCCAAGGAUUCCCUCCAUCAAUAUGUUUUCUAAUGGGACAGAAUUAGAUAUGUUUUGUUACUUAUCUGAAAAGGAGUUUUUUGGAAAAUUUGAAGAUGCUAAGUUAAUUUGGAAGCAUGAGGGUAUUACCUAUGGGGAUUGGUAUGCAGGACCAAACAAGGAUGGAACCUACACAUUUUCUACUACAAUUGAACCUUCACAUUCCUUAAAAAAUAAUGGCUCAAUUUAUCUUCAUGUGUUUAUAGUCCAAGCAGGAAAGUCGCCUGAUCCCAGGGACACAGAAAACUAUGCUGGGGACUUCAUCACCUAUGGAAAAAAGAUGGUUAACAAGUACAAGAAGCUACGCUACAUGAAAACACAUAACUUACUGACUGGCCAGACUGAAAAGUCAGAGGAGGAACAAAAGAAAGCGGAGACUUUAAAAGAAGAAAUUGUAUCUCAUUGGCAUCCUAAUUUGACUGUCAAUUUGGUGACGGAUCAGACCAAUUGGAUGCAAGGGAGCGUACCACCACCUCUAGAUGAGUUCAUAUACUUUGUGCCUGAUGGCAAGUACUACAAGCCAGCUGUGUUCCUAAAUGACUACUGGAAUAUGAUGAGAGAUUAUGUGCCAAUUAAUUCAUCUACAACUACUCUUGAGUUGCAGUUAACUUACCAGCCAUUGAGUUUGUUCAAAUGGCAGCUGUACACAGCACAAGCUAUGAGAGACAAGCUUAGCAUGUUCUCAGCUCUUGGGGCCGAAGAGCAAGAUGAGGAGCAGGACACAGUUAAGGAACUGCUCCUGGACACCUCCCCAUAUCUGCUGGCACUCACCAUAUCAGUCUCUAUACUGCAUUCAAUAUUUGAACUCUUGGCAUUCAAAAACGAUAUUCAGUUCUGGAACAACAGGCAAUCACUUGAAGGCCUCUCUGUGAGAUCAGUAUUUUUCAAUGUUUUCCAGUCAACUGUUGUACUGUUAUAUGUUUUGGACAACGAGACUAAUGUUAUGGUCAGAAUUUCAUGCUUCAUAGGUUUAUUGAUUGAAAUAUGGAAAAUUAACAAGGUGAUGGAUGUGAAAAUUAACAGAGAAAACAGAAUACUUGGUAUUCCAACAUUGAGUUUCACAGACAAGGGAUCCUAUGUACAAUCAAGCACUAGGGAGUAUGAUACUCUGGCAUUUCGCUAUCUCAGCUGGGCAUGCUUCCCACUGCUUAUUGGUUAUGGAGUUUAUUCCCUACUUUACCAAGAGCACAAGGGAUGGUAUUCUUUCGUUCUUAAUAUGAUGUAUGGAUACCUCUUGACUUUCGGAUUCAUCAUGAUGACGCCGCAGUUGUUUAUCAACUACAAACUCAAGUCAGUUGCCCACCUCCCAUGGCGAAUGAUGACAUACAAGUUCUUGAACACAUUUAUUGAUGAUAUAUUUGCAUUUGUGAUUAAAAUGCCAACUAUGUAUCGUAUAGGCUGUUUCCGUGAUGAUAUUGUAUUCUUUAUAUUCCUGUACCAACGUUGGAUCUACAAGGUGGACCACAAGCGGGUGAAUGAGUUUGGCUUCUCUGGUGAGAUGGAGCUGCAGCAGAGCCAGGAGAAGAAUGGCACCCCGGCCAUUACUGAAGGCGAGCCCGCUGAUAAGAAAAAUGACUAAGGCUUUUUGCCUGAAAUAAUAUUGUUGUUAUCAGUACAUUUCUGUCCUUAAUCUAAAAUUGAAAUUGGGCAAACAUAUUUAUUAUAAUCUAGUUAAUACGAUUUAUCUUACAUGAUGCUGGUGUAAGCUAAGGGAAGUAAAGAUUUGUGCUAGGAUAUCUGUUAAAAAUUCUAGCAUAAUUCUUUACAGCUUGUGUUAUGUACAUGGGUAUGUCCAUGCCAUUGCUGUUUUUAUUUACAUAAUAAUAUGUAUGAAGUGCGUCUUGGGGAUGUGUGAACCUUAUGUCUUGGUUUAAUUAAAUUUGCAUAUGAAUUAAAGUAUUAUACAA